AAAGGCAGAGCCUUUUCCUGUUCUGACACAAACUCUCCCACUCUGCCUUCAUAUGGGAAUGGCAAAGAGGACAGUGUCACUUCUGCUUCUGCUGUUAUAUGGAGCUUGUGUCACAGCUCAAGUCUGCAGAAUGCUGAGCCAUCCAGUUCUGCCGCUAUUUUCUAAUGAAAGAGACAUCAACAUUGGGGCAGUUUUCUCACUCCACGGAAGUGUUGUGUUAAAGAUAUAUCCUUUCACUUCCAAACCAGAACCAACAAAAUGCAUCAGCUUAAACUUGCGUGAGUUUAAAUUUGCUCAGACUCUGAUUUUUGCCAUUGAGGAGAUUAACAACAGCACACAACUGUUGCCUGGUGUCACUUUGGGCUAUAAAAUAUAUGAUGCCUGUGGCUCUGUAUCUCAGACUGUCUUAUCAAGCAUGGCUUUAAUGAAUGGCUAUGAAGAGACUUUGCAUGAUGAGUCCUGUACUAAACCACCAUUUGUUCAUGCCAUUGUAGGAGAAUCAAGCUCUUCUCCCACUAUUGGUAUGGCCUCUUUAGUAGGCCCAUUCAGCAUCCCUGUUAUCAGUCAUUUUGCCACAUGUGCAUGCAUGAGUGACAGAAAAAGAUUCCCAUCCUUCUUCAGAACAAUACCCAGUGAUUAUUACCAAAGCAAAGCACUGGCUCAGCUUGUCAAACACUUCGGCUGGACUUGGGUUGGAACGGUGAGGAGUCGCAACGACUAUGGUAACAAUGGAAUUGCAGCAUUUGAAAAGAUGGCAGAACAAGAGCGAAUUUGUAUUGAAUACUCAGAGGCCAUAUUUAGAACUGAUUCACAAGAGCAGCUCCUAAAGACACUGGAAGUGAUUAAAAAAGCAACAGCCAGGGUGGUGGUGGCUUUUAUCUCAUCUGCAGAUUUUAUUCCCAUCCUGAAAUUAAUAGCACAAGAGAACAUCACUGGGCUGCAGUGGGUCGGCAGUGAAUCCUGGAUCACUUCUCGAGUUAUAGCCGACAAAAAAGAAUUCAGUUUUCUCACAGGAGCUGUGGGCUUCGCUGUAGUGAACACCAACAUCAAUGGCCUACGGGAGUUUCUAGUAGCUGUGCACCCUGAUCAAGAACCAAAAAAUGAACUUUUGUUGGAAUUUUGGGAAACUGUUUUUCAGUGCUCUUUGAGAAACACAGGCAGUGGAACACGUGUCUGAACUGGCUCAGAACACUUAACAGAACUACAAAAUGAAUAUACUGAUGUAUCAGAACUGCGCAUAGCAAAUAAAGUGUACACAGCAGUGUAUGCUAUCGCACAUGCACUACAUAAUUUAAUAAAUGAUGUCAAAUCUGCCACCAACAUCAGCAAAGGAGAUCUGCCAACACCACUGAAGGUGUUGGAGUAUAUUAGAGAUGUAAAUUUCACUGUCAAAACUGGUGAGAACAUCUUUUUUGAUGCGAGUGGUGAUCCAGUGGCAAAAUAUGAUCUGGUGAACUGGCAGCCUGCUGAAGAUGGAAGUCUGCAGUUUAAACUUGUUGGUGUGUAUGACAGCUCACUGCCUUCAGAGACACUCCUUCAAGUUGAUCAAGAAAACAUGGUAUGGGCUGAAAACAGCAACCAGGUGCUUGUGUCUGUGUGCAGUGAGAGUUGUCCUCCAGGCACUAGGAAGGCUGUACAGAAAGGAAGACCUGUCUGCUGUUAUGACUGUAUUCCAUGUGCAGAUGGAGAAAUCAGUAAUGAGACAGAUUCUAGUGACUGCUUUCCUUGUGAUUUGGAGUAUUGGUCCAAUGAAAACAGAAACAGAUGUGUAUUAAAAGUUAUUGAAUUCCUUUCCUAUACAGAAAUCAUGGGGAUUGUGCUUUCUAUUUGUUCUGUCAUUGGAGCAUUAUUAAGUAAAAUGGUAUCUUUUGUGUUUUAUCUUAAAAAAGAAACACCUAUCGUGAGAGCCAACAACUCAGAGCUGAGCUUCCUGCUGCUCUUUUCAUUGGCUCUGUGUUUUCUCUGUUCACUUACUUUCAUUGGUCGCCCCACUGAGUGGUCCUGUAUGUUACGUCACACAGCGUUUGGGAUCACUUUUGUCCUCUGUAUCUCCUGUGUUCUGGGAAAAACAAUAGUUGUGCUAAUGGCCUUUAAGGCCACACUUCCAGGAAGUAAUGUCAUGAAAUGGUUUGGGCCUGUACAACAGAGACUCAGUGUUGUUUCUCUAACUUUAAUACAGGUCAUAAUUUGUGUGCUUUGGUUAACAAUAUCUCCUCCUUUCCCACAUAACAACAUGAACUAUUACAGAGAAAAGAUCAUCCUAGAAUGUCAUGUAGGUUCUGAUGUUGGUUUCUGGGCUGUUCUUGGUUAUAUUGGUCUGUUAUCAAUCUUGUGUUUUGUUUUAGCCUUUCUGGCUCGGAAGCUGCCUGAUAACUUCAAUGAGGCUAAAUUCAUCACAUUCAGUAUGCUCAUAUUCUGUGCUGUGUGGAUCACAUUUAUACCAGCUUACAUCAGUUCUCCUGGAAAAUUUACUGUAGCCAUGGAGAUAUUUGCUAUUUUAGCUUCGAGCUUUGGUUUGUUAUUUUGUAUAUUUGCCCCCAAAUGUUACAUAAUUUUGUUAAAACCAGAGCAAAAUACAAAGAAAAAUAUGAUUGGAAAAACAUGAACAUGAACAUGCAAUUUGACAAUGCUGAAAUAAAAUGAAGCACAUUUCUGUCAUCAACACAAGUAAACAACAGUAAAACGUAAUAAAACAUGUUUCGUUUUUUCUUUUGUAUGGCUUAAUAAAUCCUUCAAGCACAAAUGUAGUAUGUGUGGUUCUGGCUUGGCAGUCUAAGGUUCAUGACUGGAAAAGGUUGAAUUUUAUGGCCUUGACAAACAUCAAAAUCACACACACUAUAGUGACUGUACAGUAAAUGCAUGUAUAUACAGGUCUUAUCAUGUAUAUUAUGGUGGCUACAUAUAGCAAUACAUCUGUUAGGGUUGUCUGACCCAUGAGUUCUGCUCUUCACAGGCUGUGGCAGGCUCUGCAGUGUAGGACGGAUCAGGACUGGACACAAUGGACUCUCACUGACCAUCUCCAUCACAGCCAUAUUCUGGACCUACGUUGUCUAUUGCCUAAUUAAAAAUGACAUCGAUUUUUUGCAUUUAAAAACAAGUGGAAAUGCAAUUUAAUAGCCUUCAUGUAUAUUAUGUAAACUUUACAAUAACUUAUUUUGCAAUAACUUCAUAAACACUUCUUAAUGGAGAAAAGUGUUUUGUAAGGCAGCUGGAAAAGUGUUUGUAGUGUUGGGUCACAAAACAAUAAAACCACAUUCUUUGCUAGAUCCUGAGGAAUGGUAUCCUGCCCUGUCUAGGGGUUGCUGAUACCCAGGUACUGAACCCCCUAUCCUAAUCACACAUCUCCCCUUCAUCUCUUCAGGCCCUGAGUAAUGGAAAUGUGCUUACACAUACUGUGUAUAUCAUUUAUUGUCAUGUUGUGAAGACUUGAUCAUCACGUUCGUUAUCAUUUUAAAGGUCAUAAUGCGAUGGGUAGACGGGUCUAAUUCCUUCAAACCUAACAGUGUAUUAGAGCUUUUUAACUUAUGGACAUAAAUUGCACUCCUCUAAGAGGUGUGGCUUUCUCAGGGAAUCUUGUCUACAGAUAGAUUGCGAUGCCAUUUGGAGCUCUCUUCAGUCACGAGAAACCAAACAAACUAAAUUGCACAAUGACUAUUGCAGUUAUGACUCUUUGUUUCGUCUGUGUAUAUAAGCCUGGCAAAAGACUCGGGAAAGCAUCUGUAACCAGAACUUCCCUUCUGCUGACCUCCGAAACAGACAAAGAGCUGCUCAGAGCUUCUGGGCUCUGCGUGUGGUCCAAGUAGAGGCGCAGUGCGCGUACUGGACACAACACGGAUAGGUUGGGUCUUCCUCCCCGGUGGGAAGCGCCUGCAGGUUCACCACCUGGUCUCUCGGAAGAGUGGUGGGAACUUUGGGCACGUAGCCGGGACGGGGUCUCAAGAUAACGUGAGAAUCCCUGGGCCCGAGUUCUAGGCAAUCUGUGGACACGGAGGGUGCUUGCAGGUCCCCUACCCUCUUGGAGGUGAGCGCCAUCAGGAGAGCCGUCUUUAUCGAGAGUGAGAAAGAGCGGCAGCUCCGAGAGGCUCGAAGGGGGCGGGGCCUCUUGAGGCCCGCCACGUAGGUCGCAAGAGGGUACGGAGCGCGGAUAAGGUGGUCGCCUUCUCGCGCCCCUUAGGAACCUAAUGACCAGGUCGUGCCGUACCAGAGGCUACCCAGCAACUGGGUCAUGAUGAGCGGCCGUAGCGGCUACAUACACUCCCAGAGUGGAGGGGGAGAGGUUACUCCCCAGUCUCUCUUGAGGAAGGGACAGCCCGUUCCCGAUCGAGCAACUCCGCGGGUCUUCUCGCCGAGAAGAGCACCAGGACGAGAAGAGGCGCCACUUAUGGGCGUAUAGCCGCCCAGUGGCCGAGGCCCUAGCCUGAGUGACAUCCUAACCAGACCGGGGGUGGGUCACUCAGGAUCUCCUCGUCCCAUCCAGACAUGGAGUCCAGGUUCUGCCUGGGAUGCCGUAACGUGCACCUUCCCCUGGGGAAGCAGGAUAUUCGCCAGGGGAAUCGGCCAGGGUGGAGUUGUUGUCAGAAGCACCAGCUUUGAGAACCAAGUCCGGUUGGGCCAGUAAGGCGCAACUAGUACCACUUGAUGCUCCUCUUCCCUGACCUUGCACAGGGUCUGUGCGAUGAGGCUCACUGGGGGGAAGGCUUACAUUUGCUUGUCCCGCGGCCAGCUGUGCGCAAGGGCAUCCGUGCCGAGGGGUGCCUCGGCCAGGGAGUACCAAAGCGGACAAUGGGUGGAGUCCGGGGAGGCAAACAGGUCCACCUGUGCCUGGCCGAACUGCUCCCAAAUAAGCUGGACUGCGCAGGGAUGGAGUCGCCACUCUCCGCGAGGCGUCGACUGAUGAGAGAGCGCAUCUGCUGUCUGGUUCAGGACGCCCGGGAUGUGUGUGGCUCGCAGGGAGCUGAUCACCUGCUGACUCCAGAGGAGGAGGCGUCGGGCGAGUCGUGUUAGCUGCCGUGAGUGAAUGCCACCCUGACGAUUGAUAUACGCCACGGCAGCUGUGCUGUCCGACUGGACCAGCACAUGCCUGCCCUGCAUGAGAGGUUGUAGCCUCCUCAGUGCAAGUAGCACAGCCAACAACUCUAGGCAGUUGAUAUGCCAACGCAGGCGGGGGGCCCGUCCAUCGCCCCGACACUGCGUGCCCAUUGCACACGGCACCCCAAACCUGCAGGGAGGCAUCCGUCAUCACUACGACGUGCCUUGACACCUGCCCUAGGGGGACCCCUGUCCGCAAAAAGGUCAUGGAAGACCAGGGGGUUAGGGUGCGCCGGCAGAAAGGCGUGAUGACCAUACGCCUGCUGCCGGUGUGCCACGCUCUCCAACGAACUCGACUCUGUAGCCAGUGCUGGAGCGGUCACAUGUGCAUCAACCCGAGGGGGACCACCCCCACCGAGGAUGCCAUGUAACCCAGGAGCCUCUGAAAUUGUUUCAGGGGGACCGCUGAUUGUCUGAAAAGCUUCAGGCAAUUCAACACUGACUGGGCGACCUCUGUAGUCAGUCGCGCUGUCAUGGAGACAGAGUCGAGUUACACACCGAGAAAGAGGAUGCUCUGCACAGGAGAGAGCUUGCUCUUUUCCCAGUUGACCUGUAGCCCCAACCGAUCUAGGUGCCGGAGCACCAGGUCCCUGUGUGUACACAACAGAUCUCGCGAGUGUGCCAAGAUUAGCCAGUCGUCGAGAUAGUUCAGUACCCGCACACCUCUUUCCCUGAGGGGAAGGAGGGCGGCUUCCACGAUCUUCGUGAAGACAUGUGGAGACAGGGACAGACCAAAGGGGAGGACCCUGUACUGAUAUGCCCGCCCCUCGAAAGCGAACCGUAGGAACGGCCGAUGACGAGGGAGGAUUGAGACAUGAAAGUACGCGUCCUUCAGGUCAAUUGCCAUGAACCAAU
Triplophysa rosa is the source of this 5943-nucleotide messenger RNA. Its product is annotated as extracellular calcium-sensing receptor-like. Lineage: Eukaryota; Metazoa; Chordata; Actinopteri; Cypriniformes; Nemacheilidae. The transcript is spliced from 6 exons. Gene Ontology annotation, cellular component: membrane. The record is from RefSeq and is a predicted model, not a curated record. Gene Ontology annotation, molecular function: G protein-coupled receptor activity. Gene Ontology annotation, biological process: G protein-coupled receptor signaling pathway.